AGCUUGUACGAGAUCCAUUUAUUGUUAAACGUAGCAGCAAAUUUAUGUAAUUGUAGAUUCACCUAAAUGAACGAGGCAAGCAGUACAACUGGUACGCAUAGAGCAGUGUGAGAUGUCGAAGGCAAAAUACUAAGCAAAACGAAACCGUUGAUGAAGCACAGCUGUUGGUCCCCGCAUAAAGGGACCGCCUCGCUUCCUAUAUUUGCUUUCGCUCACUUCAAGAUCAGCAGAGAUAUGCUGCUACGUAAAGUGUACAUCACGUGCGUACUUUUCGGUUCCCUUUAUAGCUGCGUGGGAUCAGGUGACUCGGAUUUGAACAGAAUCAUUCAUCACAGGAAUCUUCUGAAACACCUUUUCGACCCAGAGAGGUACACCAACGACGUUCGUCCGGUCUUCUAUCACACGAACGUAACGGUGUUGACAUUAGACCUGCUGAUCCAGGAGAUUGCCGAUAUGGACCAUUCAAGGCAGACGGUCAAAGUGAACGUUAUCAUCUCCGCGAAAUGGAGAGACGAGUUCUUGACGUGGAAGCCUGACGACUAUGGUGGCGAAGAUUUUAUCACAGUCCCAGCUGAAAAGAUAUGGGUACCGGAAAUCGCCGCCAUGAAAGAUCUUUCGCCUCUCCUGACGUCAUCACGACCAGGUGGCAGUUACGGCCGCCCGAUGGCGCGCGUGAACGCGUCCGGGUCCGUUUCGCUGGACCACUUGAAGCAGCUGCCGGCCAGUUGCAUCGCCACGCCGGAGGGUUUCUGGUCGAGCCGCUACGACUGCCAAAUGGUCGUGCACACGUGGGACAUCGACGGUCGCGAGGUGCGCUUGCAGGGCAGUGUGCGCGUCGACGUCCAGGACAACCCAGCCUGGGAUGUGUCGCAGCCGAGGGUCAAGAUCCUCUUCCAUGCCGCCAUGGUGGUGUUCCUGUCCCUAUCGGCAACGCUUUCUGCCGUGUCCCUGGCUUGGGCCGUCGCCACUCACAAGUUGCUGCACUCCGCCGACCGAUGCGAGGCUCCCCGAGGCCUGGUCCACUUGUUGGAGACGCCUUUCUGGCAGUUCCUCUGCGUCGGCGGCUUCCAGCCGGCUUCGGCGGCGGCCGCGCGGGAAACGGAGAUGGAGCACCUCAGCCACGAACCACAAAUGGCGGCCGAGGUGGCGGCCCCGGCUUCGACCAAUCAGGAGCCGCGACUCAGGGAGGAAUGGCGCGCCGUGUCGCGAGCUGUCGACCGGGCGCUGUUCGUCGCCUUCGUCGUGUCGUUCAUCUCGUUUCGUCUGGUGUUCGGGGGGCCCCACUGGGGGGCGAGUUCGCGCGUUGAUGAACAACACUAGCAAAUCCCGCUGAAAUGACGACGACAACAACAAUAAUAGUAAUAAUAAUAAUAAUCAAUCAAACAAAUCAAACGUUUAUUACAGUGACAUAAAAACUGUUACAGCGCAAACACAUGCAACCACAAAGUAUAAGGGACAGGACACAAGUGCCCAGGAACAGCUACGUAGCUUUCGUACUGGUGCGCUUAAAAAGUAAUACGCGAGACAAAAUGUACAGAGAAGACAAACGCGGUUGACAAAACGACGUGAAGUGGAGAAACGAAAAUCCGGGUACACCUAAGCACUUCUUAUGAGCUGUGAAUUAGAAGGCGUUAAUGUCCAAUUGAACGCCGCUGAGUGGUCCUUCGAGUUUUGCGCUGCGAGUAAUGUUACCUUAGCCACGGCCGCUCAAUACUAGCCGUAACUGCACUGGAACGUUACGAUUUUUUCUACUCUCGAACGAAACCGAAAAGAAAGAGAUAAGUGACGCAUCAAUCCGUUAGAGAUUAUUGGCGGAUUUAAUGCGUAAUUUAUCUGAUGGUUAGUGCAUAAUUGGUAAUACGUUUUGUGUAAUGAUUAUUACGACAGGUGGCACAUACCCAGGGACACAUACCCAGUGACCCAAGAUGGUAUCACAGAGGUUCAUUAAAAAUUAAAUUAUGAGGUUUUACGUGCCAAAAACCACGAUCUGAUUAUGAGGCACGCCGCACUGAGGGACUCCGGAAAUUUGGACCACUUGGGGUUCUUUAACGUGCACCUGAAUCUAAGUACACGUAGGUUUUCGCAUUUCGCCCCCAUUGGAAUGAGGCCGCCGUGGCCGGGAUCCGAUCCCGCGACCUUGUACUUAGCAGGCCAACACAAUAACCACUAAGAGAGAGAGAAAACAUUUAUUUGGACCAUCGAGGUCAUCGAUCUUGAGCUCGAGCGGAUGGUGUCCUUAUUCCCGGACUCCACUGGCCAUGGCUGCUCGACGUACUUGCUGGACGAGGGCUUCUUGUCCCGCCAGGGUAUCGCUGGUCAGCUGUACCUCCCACAGCUCAAAUGACGUGCUAGGCGUCUUUAGGUGUUGAGGUUUGCUCCCGCACCUCCACGAGAUGUCAAAGAGUGUAGGGCGUGUGUCGCCUCACCAGGGGCAGAUGCCGCGAUAUGUAUGUGGGUACAUUUUGCUGUAUCUGCAGCAACCACGGAGGGUGAGAGGUUCAUUGAAAAUCUGCACGUGCCCAGUGACACGUGACCGGUGACCCAAGUUGGCAGAUACCCUGUGACACAUACACAAUGGCCAAAAUUGUCGCGAAACGAAAACAGUUAUCCCGAUAGAUGCCGCAAAGUGCGCUAAGUAUACUAAGAAUUCUAAUAGCAAUGAAGUUUUUGGUUCAGGCUGGCCACCUUCUCGUGAGCCUUACACUCGGGCAUUGCCUGCAGUUGCGGCUCAUCUGUGUUACCUCAUCUCUAAACACGCGCGAGUUUGUCGUCAACAAAGACGUGUCGGCACCGUUAGUGCGGCUUUCGACGUGUCGUGUCGACAGGAAGCCAUGUUAGUUUCACGCGGGGUUAUUGGAGAGAGAGAGAGAGAGAGAGACAACUUUAUUUGCCACUUCAGGGUAGGAAGUUAGGGCAGGUAGGCCUAGUGUGGCUCCCAGGUGGGGGCGACGUCUUGGGCCCACGAGACGAGUGCCAGUUGCGUUUUCUUUUCUGCUCUUGUCUGCUUGUCUUCUUGUCUGGUUUUUGGAUAUUGGUGACAGUCAAAUAUCAUCUGGUGGCGGGAGUAUAUGUAAACGCUGAAAUGGAAAAGAAAACGGCAUUCUAGAUUGACGCUUGCUUUUGAGUACACUGUCAUAUAAACGGAAGUAGGUAAACUGAAGCAAAACACGCCAUGAUAGUGGUAAAUGGUGAGUGGUCCGCCUUGCAUGCUGCUAAUUAAAAGCGCGAGAAAAUGACGAGGAGAAAGAAGAGGAUGGUGCUAGCGGUUAAAUACACCCAACUGCUAUACCUAUUUUCCAGCUCAACGUGAUAUGUGUGAAAUUGGAGGACCGAAGAAUACAGGAAAAACCACGUACGAAAAUCACGGGCCACAAUAUAAAGUAGAGCGAACAGUCAUAUUUGCCUAAGCGAUGUGUCCUCCCCGUGCAACGUAUAAAAAAAUCGUGGCUCGUUUGUUGAUGAAUAAGUUCAGGGUACGGUGGCGCAUGACGCGUCGUAAUGCUUUUGCGGCUAGAGUUUAACGUUGAUGUGGAAAAAUGGAGUCGUCGAAGUAAUUGGUUGGCCCUGUCGUUUUCUUUGCCCCCUUCUAUUUCUCACACUGUUGCUUGCAGUGAGUCACCACUUAGACCCACACUGUACUGCUGCUCCAGUUCUUCGACAGCGCCGAAACCAAAGGCAGUGGGUGGGCAUGUACCAAAUGCGGGAGCGACAUCCAAGCGGCACAAAUGCCGAAAUAUUUUGCGUCGGUCUGUUUGUCCACCCGUGCGUCCGACGCUGACAAUGUUCACUGCAGUCGCCGCCUUCGGUGGUAGAGUGACGCAACUGAAUGAAGACAAAGACGAUCGGCGACAAUCUCGACGAAGAAGACGAUGUCACAACAGCUUCGAUCAACAAAACGGAUACGAUUUUUUACAGUCGAAUUUUUAUAAAUUUUCCUUGCAAUA
Messenger RNA from Dermacentor albipictus, 3944 nucleotides. RefSeq names its product acetylcholine receptor subunit alpha-type acr-5-like. Gene Ontology annotation, cellular component: plasma membrane; neuron projection; synapse. The record is from RefSeq and is a predicted model, not a curated record. NCBI's taxonomy places the organism in Eukaryota, Metazoa, Arthropoda, Arachnida, Ixodida, Ixodidae. Gene Ontology annotation, molecular function: excitatory extracellular ligand-gated monoatomic ion channel activity; transmitter-gated monoatomic ion channel activity involved in regulation of postsynaptic membrane potential; transmembrane signaling receptor activity. Gene Ontology annotation, biological process: monoatomic ion transmembrane transport; chemical synaptic transmission; nervous system process.